UAUAUAUAUAUAUAUAUACCCACAGAGAUUUAGAUACACAAACACCAACUGACCAUCUUCCAAAACCAAACUGUCUCUAAAAUGGAAAGAAACCCGCCAUUGAUAACCUCCGAGUUCCUCCCAGUAGACUCUCAGAACAAAGCCACUGAGCUUCGUCUACUAUCAAUUUCAACUCCCCAUAUGCGUGCUUUUCACUUAGCCUGGCUCUCACUCUUCUCCUGCUUCUUCUCCACUUUCUCCAUCCCUCCUCUCAUUCCCGUCAUCCGCCAAGACCUUAAACUCUCCGACGCCGACAUCGGUGCCGCCGGAAUCGCUUCCUUUCUCGGCUCCAUCUUCUCCCGCCUCGCGAUGGGCCCCGCAUGCGACCUCGUGGGCCCACGUAUCGCGUCAGCAACCCUCUCUCUUCUCACCGCUCCGGUAAUCCUCGCCACCUCUUUAAUUUCCUCCGCGAAACUCUUCAUUCUCGUUCGGUUCCUCGUCGGAUUUUGCUUGGCCAACUUUGUGGCUAACCAGUUCUGGAUGAGCUCCAUGUUUGCCGGGAACGUCGUCGGAUUAGCCAACGGCGUGUCAGCCGGCUGGGCUAACGUCGGCUCCGGCGUGGCUCAGCUAACUAUGCCACUUUUCUACUCGCUCGUUUCAGAAUACUUCAAUGUCCCAUCAUCCACCGCAUGGCGAGUCAUCUUCUUCAUCCCUGCAAUCUUUCAGGCUUCCAUGGCACUAAUGGUAUUAGCCUACGGGCAAGACGUUCCCCCCGGAAACUACAAAGAUUACUCUAAGAACUCCGGCGAGAAUCCAAAACAGAUGAGCUUCAGUGAAGUUCUCUUCAAUGGGUUGACGAAUUACAGAGGCUGGAUCCUGGGUUUGGCGUACGGGUUCAGCUUCGGGGUAGAGAUGACGAUGGAGAAUAUAGUCGCCGAGUAUUUCUAUGAUAGAUUCGGGGUGGAUAUUGCGAUUGCUGGAUCAAUUGCGGCCAUUGUUGGGAUGUCGAACUGGUUUUCCCGGCCGAUGGGCGGGUUGUUUUCGGACCGGGCGGCUCGGCGGUUCGGGAUGAGAGGGAGAUUGUGGGCAUUGUGGGCGGUUCAAACCGUCGGCGGUCUGCUGUGUGUAACGCUGGGGAGAGUUUAUAAGUCGUUGUGGGGAUCGGUGGUUGUGAUGGGCGUGUUCUCCGUUUUUGUCCAGGCGGCUUCGGGACUCAAUUUCGGCGUAGUGCCUUUUGUUUCCAAACGGUCACUCGGAGUAGUAUCAGGAAUCACAGGGAGUGGCGGUACAGUUGGCGCGGUUCUGACCCAGCUACUGUUGUUUUCUGGGUCAAGGUUUUCAAAGCAGACAAGCAUAUCUCUUAUGGGUCUAAUGAUGAUUGUUUGUACUAUGCCUGUUUCCUUGAUUUACUUUCCUAGAUUGGGUGGCAUGUUUUGUGGCCCUUCCUUCAACCCAGAUCCUGAAGAUUAUCACCUGCUCGAACAAGAGGAGUCUAUUACGCCGGAAAACAAGUGAGCAGCGGACCAUAUCCUUCGAUCUCAAACACCAUUAAGCAUCACUUCCAACCAAAUCAAGAAUGAAAUGUUGAAUUUGCAAGCCAAGACGAAAAAUAUUGAAACAAGCCAAGGACGGUAACUGCAGAAACAUGUAAGUAAAGAUUUGUCAACUAACAUUAAGGAUAAAAAUAUUAAAGGAAUAAAAAUUAGGGUAUCUAGCAACACAAAUAAAUUGGAAGACUAUAAAAUGUUACUGGUUUUUAUCUUAAUUCUUUGUUAGAAAAUUAUAAACAAAAUUCAAAUUGAACUAGUUUCAUUAAUAGAAUCUUUCAAUGCACUUUCUGGAGCAACAAAGAAUAUCAAAGAUAUCUUGCCAUUGUCCAAGCAUGUUAUCAUUAUUGCCAUCAAUGUGAAGAUUGUUUGUUAUUGCUCUCGACCUUAGCAAAUAUUCAACAUGUAUUCUUGUUUUUGCAAUAAACGAAGUUCUUUCCAUCAAAA
Messenger RNA from Carica papaya (papaya), 1973 nucleotides. It is a transcript of the gene NRT2.7, whose product is annotated as high affinity nitrate transporter 2.7. The record is from RefSeq and is a predicted model, not a curated record. Gene Ontology annotation, molecular function: nitrate transmembrane transporter activity. NCBI's taxonomy places the organism in Eukaryota, Viridiplantae, Streptophyta, Magnoliopsida, Brassicales, Caricaceae. Gene Ontology annotation, biological process: transmembrane transport.